Acanthocheilonema viteae is the source of this 945-nucleotide messenger RNA. The record is from the annotation of a GenBank genome assembly. NCBI's taxonomy places the organism in Eukaryota, Metazoa, Nematoda, Chromadorea, Rhabditida, Onchocercidae.
AUGCUUGUUCGACAUUUGAUUGAUACUAGAACGAAAUUACCAAACAUGUCAAGAAAUAUUGAGAGUGCGGAGAAUAUAUUAAAUAACGACGCCGAUGAUGGACGCUACGUUAUGAAUAUGAAAACUUUCGAGGGACGAAAUCGUUUAAAAACAGUUACGGAUGGUAUUAUACAAUCAGUUGAUCGACAACAGGAUUCGCUAAUGCUUUGUCAACAGUUGCAAGAACAAGAUGGGUUUGACUUUAUGGAUCAGAGCAUGGAUCUCACUCCUUAUUUAAGAGAUCUACGAGGGAUAGAUGACAGUAGUGACGAUCUAGAGCCUAUUAUCGACAAACAGAGGGUACUUGAGUAUGAUGUACGAAUGCAACAUGGUGUUUGUGGAUGUGCUACUCAAUAUGCGAAUUUGACAAGUAUUGCAGAAGCUAUAAAAUCGGACACAAGUUUGGAUGAUACUUUGGUUGCAGUACCAGAAACGUCUAGUUUUGCAGCAACUUUUCAGCCGGUGAAGAUAGAAGCAACAAGUGGCGAGGAAGUAAAGGGAGAACAAAAAGCUCAGCCAACAGUAUCCGUGAAGAAGAAUACAUCAGAUCAGAUCGAAAUUUCGUUCACACCAACUAUCAAACCUAGAAAGUAUUCCUUGAAGCCAGAAGCGGAAAAGAAAAACCCACUGUACCGACUGAAGCGUGAAAAAAACAAUGAUGCCGUAAGACGGUCGCGUACUAAGGCGAAGCAGCAACAAAAAAUGAAAGAUGAGCAAAUCAAACAACUUCAAUGUCAAGUUACUGAAUUUGGUAACGCGGUAAAUGUAAAAGAUGAGCAAAUUGUAAAUCUUGAAAAUGCAAUUCAUGAAGUGAAGGAAGAAAAUCGACAUUUGCGCGUCGAAAACAUGCGACUGAAGAGUGAAUUAUAUCAAGCAAGAAAAAGAUGCUCUGCUCGUACCGCUUGA